This is a messenger RNA of Loxodonta africana (African savanna elephant), 3275 nucleotides long. It is a transcript of the gene ATG16L2, whose product is annotated as autophagy related 16 like 2. Gene Ontology annotation, cellular component: autophagosome membrane. The coding region runs from base 1438 to 2979 and encodes 513 amino acids. The record is from RefSeq and is a predicted model, not a curated record. The transcript is spliced from 17 exons. Gene Ontology annotation, biological process: autophagosome assembly; negative stranded viral RNA replication. NCBI's taxonomy places the organism in Eukaryota, Metazoa, Chordata, Mammalia, Proboscidea, Elephantidae. Gene Ontology annotation, molecular function: protein binding.
CCCUCAACCCCCAUCGUCCCGGAUGCCCCCGUCGCGCCGUGGAAGCGCCACAUUGUGCUGCAGCUGCGGCAGCGGGAUCGCACGCAAAAGGCCCUCUUCCUGGAGCUGAUGCCGGCCUGUGAGUGCACCCCAGAGGCGCUUAGAAAAUAGCCAUCGAGGGGGCUCCGGGCCCGGGAAGAGGGUUUGUCUGACUUCUCUGGUUGUGACUCCUGCACACUGUCGCUUUCUCGCCUCCAAACCCUUCUGUGUGCUGGACCACACUGUCUGGCACGUUCCACCUCCGACUGGCCAGAAUUCCAGCCCCUUCCAAUCCCUGCGGUUCACAGGGUAGGGCCUGGCCAAUCCAUUUGGUCCCCAUAACCCAGUGAAGGAACGCCGGGACUGACCAGAGCAGCCCCUUGUUGACCAGUCAAGUGAACAAGUGAAACUGUGAGUUCUAGGGAGGAAGUUCUGAGUCCCAGGCCCUGCCACCGUUAGGUGGGUCAUGGCCAAGUGAUGGAGCACUUCUGUGCCCAGCCCACCUCGGCCUGGGAUAGAAGCAGGGGACCCCAGGGGCCUGGGAGAGAAGCAGGGGACCCCAGGCUACGUGAGGGAGUUGGCUGAGCCCCAGCAGUCAGUUUGUCAGAGUUGUUCCCGGGCAGCUGGUCCGAGGGGGUGUGGGCAGUUCCAGGAGGGAUGAACAAGUGUGCAUCAGGAUGUAGGGCCUCUGACCACUUUCACUUCACCUGAGAUUGUAUCUUCAGAGCUGAAUAUCUAACCACAAUCCCUCCCACUCCCUCACUGGGCCUAAUCAUGGCUGCUACUUAGCUCCCCCACGCCCCCAAUCCCUUGUCCUGGGAGAUUUCUCUGCAAAUUUCCAGGCUGCUGGUCCCCUCCCUUCAGGGUUGGGAAGCCAGCCCCCUGCCUCCAGGCAGCCUCACCUCACUGAUCUGAUGGACAACAGAAACAUCCAGUUUGAGGGAGGAGUUAUCCACCAUGCUCUGGGAGCUGCAGAGACUGGAGGUCCAGUCUUGCUCUGGGGUCUUGAGCAAGUUGUAUCCCUAUGCCUCAAAUUUCUCACCUGUAAAUUUGGGGUGAUAACACCUUUACACAUGCUGGGAGGCCUGUGCAGUGCCUUGGGGGCUGGAGGAGGGAAAGGAGAUGAGGAGCUAGGCCUGGGCUUACCACUCCUUGCCCCUACCCCAGAAUUGGUAAGAAAAAAGGAAGUGACCAUGGGUGGGAGUGGAAGGGGUGUGUUCCAGGGUCUGUGGCAGAAACUACCAAUUUUAAGGAGGUCUGCUGGAUAAUUGCCUAAGGACUUUCUACUCUGGCUUGGGGGAACCUCACACCAACCCUGGAUAACCGACUCCUGGAGAAGGCUGAGCUGCUGGCCCAGUUCUCAGAGAAGCUGCAGCCGGAGCCCAGUGAUGUCACUCCCACCACCCACCAGGGUCCCUGAUGGCCUACCAGGUGGUGGAGAAGAGCGCAGCCCUGGGCACCCUGGGAUCGGAGCUGGAGCAGCGGCAAAGCAGGCUGGCGGCCCUGGAGGCCAGCGCCGCUCAGUUGAAGGAGGCGCGAGCGCAGCUGGCAGAGCAAGUGGAAGCCUGGCAAACGCUGAAUGCAGCGCAGCUUGCGGCCUACGAUCAACUGCGCGCGCACGCCGGGCUCCAGGAGGCGGCACUGCGCAGACUCGAGGAGGAGGCGCGCGACCUGCUGGAGAAGCUUGUGCAGCGCAAAGCGCGCGCCGCAGCCGAGCGCAACCUGCGCAACGAGCGCCGGGAGAGAGCCAAGCAGGCGCAGGUCUCCCAGGAGCUGAAGAAGGCCGCCAAGCGGACUGUGAGCAUCAGCGAGAACCCAGACACACUCGGUGAUGGGGUCAGGGAGAGGGCAGAGACUCUGGCCCUGCCACCUGAGCCAGAGUCCCAGGAGAGAGAGGCUUGUGAGAAGUGGAAGAGGUCCUUCAGGUCUGCCUCUGCCACCUCCCUGACGCUGUCCCGCUGUGUGGAUGUGGUGAAAGGUCUUCUGGAUUUCAAGAAAAGGAGAGGUCAUUCAGUUGGGGGAGCCCCUGAGCAGCGAUACCAGAGCAUUCCGGUGUGCGUUGCUGCCCGACUUCCUACCCGGGCUCAGGACGUGCUGGAUGCCCACCUCUCUGAGGUCAAUGCUGUUUGUUUUGGCCCCAAUAGCAGCCUCCUGGCUACUGGAGGGGCUGACCGCCUUAUUCGCCUCUGGAAUGUUGUGGGAGGUCGCCUGGAGGCUAACCAGACCCUUGAGGGAGCUGGUGGCAGUAUUACCAGUGUGGACUUCGACCCCUCGGGCUCCCAGGUAUUGGCAGCCACUUACAACCGGGCUGCCCAGCUCUGGAAGGUGGGGGAGACACAGUCCAAGGAGACACUGUCUGGACACACAGACAAGGUGACAGCUGCCAAAUUCAAGCUAACAAGACAUCAUGCAGUGACUGGAAGCCGAGACCGAACAGUGAAGGAGUGGGAUCUUGGCCGUGCUUACUGUUCCAGGACCAUCAACGUCCUUUCCUACUGUCAUGAUGUGGUGUGUGGGGAUCAUAUCAUCAUUAGUGGCCACAAUGACCAGAAGAUCCGAUUCUGGGACAGCAGGGGACCCCAUUGUACCCAGGUCAUCCCCGUGCAGGGCCGGGUUACGUCCCUGAGCCUCAGCCAUGACCAGCUGCAUCUGCUCAGUUGUUCCCGUGACGACACUCUCAAGGUCAUUGACCUGCGUGUCAGCAAUAUCCGCCAGGUGUUCAGGGCCGAUGGCUUCAAGUGUGGUUCUGACUGGACCAAAGCUGUGUUCAGCCCAGACAGAAGCUAUGCACUGGCAGGUUCCUGGGAUGGAGCCCUUUAUAUCUGGAAUGUAGACACUGGGAAACUGGAGAGCAGCCUUCGGGGGCCCCACUGUGCUGCUGUCAACGCCGUGGCCUGGUGCUACUCCGGGAGCCACGUGGUGAGCGUGGAUCAGGGCAGGAAGGUUGUGCUCUGGCACUAGGGCCAGAACUUCGCCUGCCUGGGCUAGAGUGCUGGUUCACAGGCAGCCAGAGAACAGCUUCCCAGUGUUGCACAGGGCUCCAGAGCCAGCCUCCAGAGUCAUCCCGAGGGGUGGGGUAAGAACAGGCUGGAGGAAUGGAGAUGGCUUCAGGGGACUUAGUAGGAAGGCCUGGCAGGACUUGGCCUGCUUCUUUAAAAACAGAGUAUGAGUUGAGGGGAACACUGUAUUUUUGUUUUUUUAUCUCAAUCUCUAAAUUUAUUCCCCAAUACUGGAAAAAAAAUUGCAUUUAAACCAGU